Molecule: messenger RNA, 956 nt
Organism: Tauraco erythrolophus (red-crested turaco)
Lineage: Eukaryota; Metazoa; Chordata; Aves; Musophagiformes; Musophagidae
Product: cytosolic 5'-nucleotidase 1A
Biological process (GO): adenosine metabolic process; nucleotide metabolic process
Cellular component (GO): cytosol; cytoplasm
Molecular function (GO): 5'-nucleotidase activity; magnesium ion binding; nucleotide binding
Source: RefSeq, a predicted model, not a curated record
AGUCAACAAUGGCAGAGCCUGAAAGCACCAUCCUAAACACCGAUGUGAAACAGAAAGACCCCAGUGAGGCACUGGUCAUUGCAGUGACCACCAGAGCCAUCUUCAACCUGGAGAAGGAGCACAAGCUCUACCUGGAGAAAGGCAAGGAGGAGUACACAAGGCACCAGCAGGCCAACCAGGACAAGCCCCUGCCACCAGGCACAGCGUUCGCCUUCAUCCAGGCAGCACAGUAUGUGAACGAGAAGAUCCUGGAGAGCAACCCAGCAGAGAAGGACCUCUUUGACAUCCUGGUGCUCUCCAACAACAGCCCAGAGAGUGGUGUGCGCAUCAUCAACAGUGCCAAGCACUAUGGCCUGGAGAUCUCCAAAUUCUGCUUCGUCAGUGAUGAGGACUCCACGCAGUACCUGAAGUCCCACGGGGUCAAGCUCUUCCUCUCAGCCGACAGAAUAGAUGUCUGCAAUGCCCUCCGGAGAGGUGUCUCGGCAGCGCUUGUCUUCCAGCAGCAGGUGCAGGCCCCCAGCACCCCGCUCCGCAUUGUGUUCGAUGGGGAUGCCGUGCUCUUCUCCGACGAGACGGACCAGGUCUUCCGGGAGCGGGGGCUGGAGGGGGCAGCACAGUAUGAGCGGGUGAUGGAGGCCGUGCCCAUGGGAGAGGGUCCCCUGAAGGCUUUUGCCAUGCACCUUGGGAAGAUGCGCAAGAAGUUCAGCCAGGAAAAAUCCCCCAUCCGCACCUACCUGGUGACUGCCCGCAGCGGCCGGGACAUGGGCAUUCGAGCCAUCAAGACACUCCGGGAGUGGGGUCUGGCCAUUGAUGAGGCUUUCUUCAUGGACGGGGCUCCCAAGGGCCCCAUCCUCGCCCAGAUCCAGCCCCACAUUUUCUUUGAUGACGGCCUUCAUAACAUCCAAGGGGCUCAAGACAUGGGUGUACCCUCUGCCUGGGUCCCUUCCUGCUGCUGA